ACUGCGUAAAAAAGAAAUUGCCUGGUACGCUAUCGAUGGCGGCGCUGCGAACGGCAUUAGUAUGACGCCAGCAGGGGGAUUCGCGCGUUUUCGUCUGCUACGUAGGCCCAGCUGCGGUAAAUCUAAAAACAAAGCAGCAUCUUGCGUAUGGUGGCAUUUGACGCUGUUUGAACGAACGUGCGUCUCUUUUAUAGCUCUCCUCAGUCUCUUUUGAGAACUUCAGCUCUUUGUUUCUCAGAAGUGCGGCCGCUUGUCUCCGUGGCAAGUGCUGCGCUAUGGUGAAGUACUGUUCCGUGCCUCAGUGUACUUCGUCCGCUCGUGAAAAAGGCGUUAGCUUUCACAACUAUCCUAAGGACCCGAAGCUGAAGAAGAAGUGGAUAGUCAAGCUCAGAAUGGGAAAGCUCCCCACGCCUUCACUGACCGUGUGCAGCAAACAUUUUGCGGACAGCGACUUCUGCUACCCACCGUACGCGCCGCUCUUCGGCUAUCGGACAAGGCGACUCGCACCAGAUGCGGUGCCGUCCCAGAACUUGCCGCGAAGGCCCCUAGACAAGGAGCCAACGACACGGCGUCUGAAUCGCCUCGCAGCCUCUAGAAGUGAAGAUGAACAAGGCAUGCGAUCUGAAGUUCUUGGCUCAAUACCUUCCAAUGAAGCCGUUGCAGCCGGACCAUCAACUGCGCUUGGUGAUAAAGAAAGCACACAUGGAAAGAAGAAAAGGAGAAAGGUGCCUGCCGCAGCUGAGACGCGGAUUUCGCAACAGCCAAAUGUACUCAGCACGACCAUGGAAUCCAUGCCUGUAGGUGAUGAGGCCGACAACAGCCAGAAGAGGAUUGUGUGCAGGUGCAAUAUCAUUGUGCCAACAAAGUCUCGUGCCACCAUAUGUUCAACACGCCACCUGAUGCGUAAUGUGUCAUCCUGGAAGGCAACAUCGGCUGUGGUGUUGCAUAAGCAAACGCAGGCCAAGCUUGUUAAGAUUUCGAGGACGACACAGACAUUAUGACAUUGUCAAUGUGCAGCAAGUACAGUAGGUAGCCACAUGUUUAAGCACAUCGAUUGUCAUUUUGCUGCUGUGCUGCCAGCCCUGAUGAUGUCUGCAUACGUCCCCUUGGUAUUGGGCGAUCAGCAGUGCUACCAGGAUCUGGCAAAUAUGGAUGUAUUUAGACACACAACUACCGACACUGUGCCAUGUUUGCAGCAUCUGGAUUGCAACCAUCGUGAACUGGAGUGCCUCUGGUGUCAUCAGUACAUAUUACCAUGCCUUAUGUUAUGAGGAGUGCAUCAUUUGCUGUCAUCUUCAGAAGGCCUACUAAUUUAUGACAUACUAAGUAUUCUGUCAUGCUUGCAACAUUUGUCAUGCUUGCUUAUCUUCUUAAUGCCUGAAUUUUUUUUAUAUUAUGUUCAAGGAAGACAAAUAAAAUGUUAUAUGAUUCUGUAUAUGGAUUUGUAAAAUGAUCAUGAUUAAGGAUCAUAAACUAAGCU
Rhipicephalus sanguineus (brown dog tick) is the source of this 1480-nucleotide messenger RNA. Its product is annotated as 52 kDa repressor of the inhibitor of the protein kinase. Lineage: Eukaryota; Metazoa; Arthropoda; Arachnida; Ixodida; Ixodidae. Gene Ontology annotation, molecular function: sequence-specific DNA binding. The record is from RefSeq and is a predicted model, not a curated record. The transcript is spliced from 6 exons. The coding region runs from base 276 to 1001 and encodes 241 amino acids.